This is a messenger RNA of Acipenser ruthenus (sterlet), 1798 nucleotides long. RefSeq names its product DNA dC->dU-editing enzyme APOBEC-3C-like. Gene Ontology annotation, molecular function: RNA binding; cytidine deaminase activity. Bases 12 to 746 code for a protein of 244 amino acids. Lineage: Eukaryota; Metazoa; Chordata; Actinopteri; Acipenseriformes; Acipenseridae. The record is from RefSeq and is a predicted model, not a curated record. Gene Ontology annotation, biological process: cytidine to uridine editing. The transcript is spliced from 3 exons. Gene Ontology annotation, cellular component: nucleus; cytoplasm.
UUUUUCAAGAGAUGUACGCAGCAUCCCAUUGUGUUGAGUACUAUAUAAAUACACUGUGGACAGAGAAUAUGAUACCGUCUUCCGACCCAGACAGCAAAACCAAUUCAUCACACAGACUCAGCUCUUUUAUCAAAAUGAACGGUCAUGAUUUCACUUUACAAUUUGAAAACUUGCAACAUGCCACGGGCAGAAACAAAACUUGGCUGUGCCAGAUUCGGAGAGUGAACGGGGGUGAGGGCGCUUUACAGGUGUUCGAAAACGAAGGAUCUAAACACGCAGAGGAAAUCUGCCUGCAGGCAAACGAAGUUGCAAUUAAAAAGGCUGAUCGAUAUGAAAUAACCUGGUACCUGUCCUGGAGCUCCUGCGAAAGAUGCGCGCCUCAAAUAAUUGAAUUUGUGGAGAAGCACCAUAAUGUGAAGCUGAAUAUCUUCGUUUCCCGGCUCUUCCGCCAUCAAUCAAGUUCUCACAGGAAGGGCUUAAGAGCUCUUUCACAACAUGAAAGAAUUGGCUUAAAAGUGAUGACCUUAACAGAUUUCAAGGACUGUUUUGAUCGCUUUGUUGGAGAAGGAACUGGAUUUGAGACCUGGGCAGACCCUCCUGGGAACUCAGAAAUAUAUGCGGCUAUACUGAAAGAGAUAACUGUAAGGACACGUGAUACUUGUGAUAAUCACAAUGCAGAGCUGAAGCAGGAGUUAUACACUGAAAAUCGACUAGAUAGACAGAAUGAAAGAAUAAAAAUAAAUUAAAGAAAGAAAGAAAGAAAGAAAGAAAGAAAGAAAGAAAGAAAGAAAGAAAGAAAGAAAGAAAAAAGAGUGAACGAAGGUAUAUAACUGCUGGCAAACGCGAAUGCUGAUUAUAGAAGCUGGAUCACUGCUGUUGAUAACUCUGUUUCAUAUUUUAGGGCGCUGAUCCCAGACUCCCCUGUGCGCUGCGGCUGCCUGCAUGAAACACAGCAGCAGACUUCCACUGAGAAAGAGCAGCAGAACCGACAGCGCGGGACACGGGCGUGAUCCGGACAAGCAGCAAUCUGCACUCUCUGCAUCAUCUCUUAUUAUAGACCUCACUCUGUAGCUGCAACACCACACGCUUUAAUGACAGGCUUAGACACGCCUUCUUUCAACUGUCUUUUAUUCAAUUAAGUGUCAUUCAUACCUGUCAACGUAUGGGUGUCCUUUUUUAUGUGUGUAUUUUAAACAUUUUAUGGGCUUUUAAUCGAUUAUUUCACGCAAUUAAAUCUUUUGCAAAGGAGGGAAAACUAAAUCAUUGUUUGGAGAAAAAAAACUUGUCUUGUUUAUUCUCACCAUGAUAUUAAAACAUUCAUACUUCAAUUUUGAAUCUAUACCUAUAUGAAAAUAAAUCUGUUGGAUAGGGGGAAAUAUUAUUAUUAUUUUUUGUUGGGAUGAUAUAUGAACUCAGCAAAACAGAAGACAGGGAGCUAGCGCUCUUGUGGUUUAAAUAUGUCACCAGAAACCCUCUAUAGAAUUAUAGCCUUAUUAUGCAAAGUUGGGUGUACAUUAUUAUUAUUAUUAUUAUUAUUAUUAUUAUUAUUAUUAUUAUUAUUAGACCAUCCAUUUUUGAUGUACACAAAAUGGUUUAAAUCACGGCUGUUGAAUUAGCAGACAACUGAUCUCCUGUCUAAUACCCUUGAUAAUGCUAAGAGCCCUUGCUAUUAUAGACGAUACUGUAGCGCACAAACACACUGUUUCAAUAAAGAUAUUCUAUUGUUAGAUAAUAACCUGUCUACUGAUCUCAAUAGGUGUUUGCUGUGGUUUAAAAUUCAAUAAAGUUUUUUUUUCAA